Molecule: messenger RNA, 1075 nt
Organism: Myotis brandtii (Brandt's bat)
Lineage: Eukaryota; Metazoa; Chordata; Mammalia; Chiroptera; Vespertilionidae
Product: protein FAM122A-like
Biological process (GO): mitotic G2/M transition checkpoint
Cellular component (GO): nucleus; cytoplasm
Molecular function (GO): protein serine/threonine phosphatase inhibitor activity
Source: RefSeq, a predicted model, not a curated record
CCUCCGGUCCACUGCCUCAGUGACACUUGGCCGGUGUUCCAGGCCGAGGCGCCGAGCGCCAGGCCCAACAGCACCACGUUCCCGAACCGCCCUGGCCUGCUGCUCCCAGCCUCCCCGGUCCGCAGGCACAGCCGCCGAUUGCACCAGAUCCAACAGGAGGAGGGCAUGGACUUGAUCAACCGAGAGACCGUCCACGAGCGCGAGGUGCAGAACGCCAUGCAGAUCAGCCACUCCUGGGAGGAAAGUUUCAGCCUGAGUGACAACGAUGUGGAGAAACCCGCCUCCCCGAAGCGCAUCGGUUGCAUUCCGGUGUCACCAGCACCAUCUGCCCCCACCCGGGGAAUCGGGAAGCAGUGCAUUUCACCAUCCUUGCAAAGUUUUGUGAGUAGCCAUGGAUUGCCUCCAAGUCCGAUUCCCAGCCCAACGACCCGAUUUGCUACUCGAAGAAGCCAGAGUCCCAUUAAUGGCAUUAGACCAAGUGUUCUUGGACCAUUGAAAAGAAAAUGUGAAAUGGAGACUGAUUAUCAGCCAAAGAGAUUUUUCCAGGGCAUCACCAACAUGCUGUCUUCUGACGUCGCACAGCUGUCAGAUCCUGGUGUGUGUGUAUCUUCUGAUGCCCUGGAUGGAAACAGCAGCAGUACUGGCUCUUCCUGUAACUCGCAAGCGAAAGUCAGCUCUACCACCAACUCCCCGGAGUCACCUGCCCAGGCGGCCUCUCCAUUUAUUCCAGUAGAUGAACUUUCAUCUAAGUGACUCACCCACCUAUCCCUGAGACUCCGUUGGUUUGUUUUGUCGUCGUUUUUUAUUGCAAUGGAGAGAAAAAUCAAGUUGGAUUAAGCACUGAACUUCGUCAAUUAAUUUGAGGCUAUUUCCUAUUUGACCCCUUUUCCUUUUUUGGAAUUUCCUGAACCGAACUGUUGGUAUUCUAGAGAACUUAUAUGUCAGAUUCCUGCGGAUUACUUCAGUGUAGUAAUAUUUUCAGACGUUUUCCCAAUAAGUGCGUUGAAGUAUACAUCUUUACGCUGCUAAUAUGUCUAAAUACAUACGUUAUCCUUUGAUUUUUUUAAAAAAAUAU